GGAAGUGCGGUGUUUGUACACAGAGUUGGCGGUAAAGAUGGAUGGAGAAAGUCUCACGAAAGAGGAAUUCAGGGUGCAGGUGGCGUCUAAGAAGCAGGUAACGGAGCAGAUCGACAAAUAUAAAGAGAUUUUGAAGACAGCUCUGGACGGACAGCCGGAAGUUCCGGAAGAGACGAAGCGACAGCUGGUGGGGGAGCUGCUGGCGAACUUCGAAGCUGCUGUUCAAGUCAACGUGUUGGUGAACGGGCUUCCCUGGGAGGAGGCGCCUGAUGCUGAGUCGGAGGACGAGGCCGUCGAUCUGGAAACCCUCCUGGACGAUGCCAUUGUUGAGACCACCAGGAGGCGCCGUACCUUCCCGAAACGGAUCCUGCCACACGUGGUUCACGCGCUCAAGGCCGAACGGAAAGUCAUGGAGCUUUAUGAGCAAACUGUCAAACCUCAGGAGGUGAUCAGAGAUCCAGAUCAAGAAAGCAUCAUGAAGGAGCUGUCAGCCGCCGCUCCGGCCAUGGUCAAACAGGCCAUUCAAGUCAUCAAGUCCAUCGGCACCCUGCAGAAACAGGCCCGGGGCCUCUGUGAGGUCCUCAGCAUGAGGCCCAGCCCGGCCUCGCUGGAGGUCCACAGAGAGGUGUUCGGCUGCGGCGGCCCGCCGGCGCCGGCGCCCGCCGCCCAGCAGCCAAUCAGGAGAGCCGUGAAGAGGGCGGCGGCGGCCGAGGGCUACGAGCCGCUCCGGCCCGGAGGGGAGGACGGCCCGGAGUGAGGCGGCAGGCGGGAAACCACAAGAGGGCGCCGUUCGCCAAGAUAUUCAGUUUUCCACAUUUCGAACAAGACUGCUCUCAGUUGAUUUCUUCUGCUGGAUCUUCAUGAGAAUCUCCUGCCAGAAAUGUUGGAUUCUUAUCUGCUUCCACAUGUAAGCAAAGCGUUUUUCUCUGCUGUAUAACAGUCUAAAGUUGUGGUUAUGAAGCUUUCAGACCGAAUCCUGUCUGCAGGUUGAAUAAAGGCGGA
Salarias fasciatus (jewelled blenny) is the source of this 1002-nucleotide messenger RNA. RefSeq names its product NSL1 component of MIS12 kinetochore complex (gene nsl1). The record is from RefSeq and is a predicted model, not a curated record. Lineage: Eukaryota; Metazoa; Chordata; Actinopteri; Blenniiformes; Blenniidae. The transcript is spliced from 6 exons. Bases 38 to 757 code for a protein of 239 amino acids. Gene Ontology annotation, cellular component: kinetochore; MIS12/MIND type complex. Gene Ontology annotation, biological process: mitotic sister chromatid segregation.